GGACCAUUUGUUUUUUAGUUUCGUGUGCAACAAAGUACCGAGCUCGGCAGCUAGCGAGAAGGGAAACGCGACCCUUCAGGGACUGUAUACCUUUACUGCGUUUUCAAACUGUCCCACUUGUUUCUCAGCUGUUAUCGCCGUAUUGGAAGUUGGAUAAAACGGGAACUAACACGAACCUCGGACCUUGAUCGGACGCUUUGUGGAAGAGCAAGGUGCUUUUUCGGUUUUUAAUAGCGGCCAGCGUGCUAGCUAGCUGGCGCAGAGAAGAGAACCGGGGCUACGCAGCGAGUAGCGUGAGGUCAACAAGGCAGAGCCGGGAGGACCACGGCACAGCCGCCGCCAUCGCCACGGGGAGUCGGGGCCCGAGAGGGAGCCUGCCAGGCCCUCGGCUUGAUGCACCCUGCCUGCGUCGCCUUAGCCGCAGUCCGAGAUGGGGGAGACCAAAAUUAUCUACCACCUCGACGACCAAGAGACGCCAUAUCUGGUGAAACUAUCGGUGCCGGCGGACAAAGUCACUCUGGCAGACUUCAAAAAUGUCCUCAAGAAACCAAAUUACAAAUUCUUCUUCAAAUCUAUGGACGAUGACUUCGGGGUGGUAAAGGAGGAAAUAUCUGACGACAAUGCAAAACUGCCCUGUUUUAAUGGACGUGUGGUGUCAUGGUUGGUCUCUGGAGACGGGGCCCACACAGAUGCAGGCUCAGUGGCGGACAGUAUAGAGGCGGCUCCGCCUUUGGAGAGGACUGGGGGCAUCGGAGAUUCAAGACCGCCCUCUUAUCAUGGGAUAGCAGCAAGUGGUCGGGACAGUCUGGACAAUGACACGGAGACCGGCUCCAUGGUGUCGCAAAGGAGAGAGAGGGAGAGGCCGCGACGGAAACACACUAACGACCACGGUGGAAGGCAGAACGGCUAUUCGUCACGUUCAAUUGGACGCGGGGGCCCUGAAUACGACAGCUGCUCGUCCUUCAUGAGCAGCGAGCUGGAGUCAACUUCCUGUUUUGAUUCAGAAGAUGAUGACGCAACCAGCAGAUUUAGCAGCUCCACUGAGCAGAGCUCCUCUCGUCUAAUGAGACGACACCGCCGUCGCCGACGGAAACCUAAGGCCUCCAAUAUCGACAGGUCUUCGUCAUUCAGCAGCAUCACAGACUCCACCAUGUCUCUGAACAUCAUCACUGUCACGCUCAACAUGGAGAAGUACAACUUUUUGGGCAUCAGUAUUGUGGGUCAGAGUAAUGAAAGGGGAGAUGGAGGAAUCUACAUUGGCUCUAUCAUGAAGGGAGGAGCUGUGGCUGCAGAUGGACGUAUAGAGCCUGGGGACAUGCUGUUGCAGGUGAACGACAUAAACUUUGAGAACAUGAGCAAUGACGAUGCAGUUCGAGUACUGAGGGACAUAGUGCACAAGCCAGGUACCAUUACACUGACUGUGGCCAAGUGCUGGGACCCAAACCCUCGAAGUUGCUUUGCUCUGCCCAGGAGUGAGCCAAUCCGGCCCAUUGACCCAGCUGCGUGGGUGUCCCACACGGCGGCCAUGACCGGGGUAUACCCUGCUUAUGGCAUGAGCCCUUCUAUGAGCACCGUCACCUCCACCAGCUCCUCCAUCAGCAGCUCUAUCCCUGAGACUGAACGAUUCGAUGACUUUCACCUCUCCAUCCACAGCGACAUGGCAACAGUUGCUAAGGCCAUGGCCUGCCCAGAGUCAGGUCUGGAGGUGCGGGACAGGAUGUGGCUCAAGAUAACCAUCGCAAAUGCCUUCAUUGGUUCUGAUGUGGUGGACUGGCUCUUUCAUCACGUGGAAGGCUUUUCAGAUCGUCGAGAAGCCCGUAAAUAUGCCAGCAACCUGCUGAAGGCCGGCUACAUCCGACACACUGUCAAUAAGAUCACCUUCUCUGAGCAGUGCUACUACGUCUUUGGAGACCUCUGUGGCAAUAUGACCCAUCUGUCUCUCAAUGAACAUGAUGGUUCCAGUGGGGGUGCCUCAGAUCAGGACACUCUCCCCCCUCUGCCUCAUCCUGGGGCAGCCCCCUGGCCCAUGACUCUGCCCUACCAGUUCCCCAUUCUACACCCAUACGACAUGCAACAGCCCUUCCAUGGUGGACCAGGCGCUGGCAGUGCAGGAAGCCAGCACAGCGGAAGCAGUGGCUCUAACUGCAGUAAAAAUGAUGGGCGGAAGUCCGGCGGCAGUGGCAGCGAAACUGAGAUCAGAAGCCACCGAGCUCCAAGUGAGCGCUCGGUGGCUCCCCCUAGUGAACGAAGCAUCCGUAGCUCUGUCAGCCACCGCAGUGCCAACUCUCACUCAAUAGCCUAUGGUUCGGGGCUCGUCUAUGGCCCCCCUGGUCUGCCACCCCAGCCCCCGCUGUCAACAGCUGCACCUGGCGCCCCACCAGGCAGAGAGCUUCCCUCUGUGCCCCCUGAGCUCACUGCCUCGCGCCAGUCUCUGCGCAUGGCGGUGGGCAAUGCCGGAGAGUUCUUUGUUGAUGUGAUGUAACGCAGGUUGUGUAGGCCAAUAACAAAGUAGCAGAUUGGGCUUCAUUGUGUCAUUAUAAAACUGAGAAGGACAGCAUGACGGGACACAGGGGAGGGAAGAUUGCAGAAAUCCAAGGCCUUGAUUCCACUCUCCUAAAAGCAGAAAUGGAACCAACCUGUGGUGUAUGUUGAGAGAAAAUGUUCCUCCUUCUUUGUGCUUUUCUUCCUCGCAGUAGUAGUUGCAAUACUUUCUUCAGUGAAGAAACUCCCUCGCUCAAGAUGGAACCAAAGCCCCUUUCUCAGUUUCCGCUCCUCAGUGGGGAAGAGUUUGUGUAAGGACAAAGAGCAAGAGAGGGAGUGAGGCAGUGUAAACGGACUACUGGGGAAGAUGACGCAGCGCUUUUCUACGGAUGUUUUGCAUUCGUUUUUCUCUUCACUCUUCCCUUCUCUCUACCUCCCUUAUCUUAACAUUCUCUGACCUCCCCCUGCGCUGUUCACAUCCAAACUGAGAGGAAGAAGCCUCUUCCUCCUUCUGUUCUUUCAAUUCUAACUCACUGACCUCUUAACAAGAAAAAAAACAACCUGAAAUGAACACUAACUGUUAACCUUUGCUUGACUUAAGACAGAAAGAAAUGGAAAAAUGUGUAUGUAGUGCACGAGAACCACAGUCCUCCUUACUGUAAGAAUGCGUUUGAUUUAUUAUAUAUGUAGUUGGUCACAACUAGUUUCAUUUUUAAAUGCUAAACAUGAGCAUCCAGCUUCAAGAGUCAUUUUUACACUACAUAACUGCAUUUUCAUAUUAACCAGAGCAUUUUCAGACUCUGUCUUGUGAUAAUGUAUAGUGGGGAAAAAAAUCCAGACCAUGUCUUUCACACUACUCUUUUAUGAAAAAUGUCUUUUUAUUUAUAAAUAUAGUUUUAUGACUUAACUUUG
Messenger RNA from Cyclopterus lumpus (lumpfish), 3393 nucleotides. Its product is annotated as segment polarity protein dishevelled homolog DVL-3-like. Gene Ontology annotation, molecular function: frizzled binding. The record is from RefSeq and is a predicted model, not a curated record. Gene Ontology annotation, cellular component: cytosol. Bases 431 to 2482 code for a protein of 683 amino acids. Gene Ontology annotation, biological process: intracellular signal transduction; canonical Wnt signaling pathway. NCBI's taxonomy places the organism in Eukaryota, Metazoa, Chordata, Actinopteri, Perciformes, Cyclopteridae. The transcript has 15 exons.